Molecule: messenger RNA, 678 nt
Organism: Aureobasidium musti
Lineage: Eukaryota; Fungi; Ascomycota; Dothideomycetes; Dothideales; Saccotheciaceae
Source: the annotation of a GenBank genome assembly
AUGCCUGUGACCGAAAUCGCGACCAUUCCGCUAUCUGCUGGUUCCAAUGUGUCGGAACAAGGCAGCGAAGCAGCCAGUAUCUGGCAANAAAUGCUUAUUACCAUCUCGCAACAGAAUGGCUGUCGAGAUAUCUACUCCGGACUACAACAUGAGAGUCCAAAUACGGCCCAAUUAUUCAUAGUGUGGGAUACAAUAGCGGACCAUCAACGUUUCCAAGGGCUACCUGUGUAUACACAGAUGCUAACGAGUCUGAGACCGAUUCUUGAUGGUUCUCCACAGCUCGUCCACUUCGACCUCAAAAGCCCCAGCGAGCUUACUGCAGCUACCUCUGCCCCUGUUACGGAGGUGGCAACCCUUUUCCUGCCAAAGAAGAUCUCCUCAUUCGAUGACAAAAUGAGUUCGUUCGCGAAGAUUCUCAACGAACACGCAGAAGGCUUUGUGGGAUGCGCGUACUCCUGGAUCAUGGAAGACGUCGAACACGAGAGUUUUGGUCCAGGUAUCAAGGGAAGGGCUUUUCUCCUCGCCAUUGGAUGGUCAUCGAUAUCUGCUCAUAUGGCCUUCAAGAAAACUGGUGCUUUUCAAGAGAUUCUCGAACUGUUUCAAGACGCGAGAGCAAGCGAGAUCCAUCAUACAACAUUCGGACCACGGCCUGAAGCUUCUCCACAUGACGUUGUCUGA